AAGUAUUUACUGUUGUUUAAAGAAUUAUAAUAUUAUUUAAAAAAAAUAGUUUGUUAUAAUUUACAAUAAAUAUUGCCAUAAUGUAAAUUAAUGAAAGAGUAAAAUGUUAAAAUGGAGCAAACCAUGUUCACCAAAAAGCAUGAGCCAUGACGCGGAUAGUAUUUCAAAUAAUAGCGUACUUUUAUUCGGAUAUGAUUCCAUGUAUGAAGCUGACAUUAGCAAAGAUAUUACCGACGAAUUCAUUUCGAAUGAGAGAAUAAGUCAUAAAAAUCCAUUAUAUGAUUUUUUAUUCAACAAGAAGAAUUGCUACGAACAGAAAGAUUUGUAUUUAAUCGAAUAUGAAAUGAUCAUGGAUUCUUUGGAUGAGCUUAGAAAAUGGAUAGAGAUUGAAACAGCGAAUCUAUCGGAGAAAAAUUCUAUUUCGCAGCUGCUGUUGACAUUUACUCAAACCAUCAUGAGUGCAAUAUGGAACAGCAGAUGCCAGCAUAUGUUUAGCAAUGCAAAAAUUGACCCAAUGGCAGUGAUCAAGUUAGUUACGCAAAUAACACUGGUAGAAAACAAUAUAUUCAACUGCUUGGGCAAUGAAUUAAUACUCAAUAAAUUGCUUACAAAAAUAUUUGUAUUUUCCAAAAAAAAGAAAUUCGUUCGCAAAAUUAUAUGUAUAUGGAAUCACAGGGAGACAAUCUUUAAAUUUUUUGAAGGAUGUAAGACAUUAGGGGUGGAUGAAAACAAUCUGUUUACAAUUAAUGAUUGGAACUAUGUAAUUAAACAUCAGGAAUAUAGCUUUCAAGAUGAUCAAUGGAUAUACAGUGUUAAAAAUAUUUUAAAAACUUUUUACCAACUUAUAAUGAAGUCAAGAAUACAAGAUACAGUAAAUACAAAAGAAAUAAAUUUAGACGUUUUCAAACAUUUAUUUCAUGCUGAAGAAUACUCUGAAUUUUCUGGAACAAGACAAGAAAGAUUUAAUUUUUUAACAGAAAAUCAAGAUGAGAUAACCGCUCAACCAAUCGAAUUUCGAUCCUAUAUAAAAUAUAAGGACAAAGUUAAAACUCGUAACAUACUCAACAAGUGGAAAAAGAAAGAUAGAAACAAAAGAAGUAAAUUGUUUCAUGGACUAAGAAGAAAUAGUACACCUGCUACAAAAUCAGUAUCGGAAUCACUCAGUAUGACAUCAGACGAAGGAUAUUUUACAAGUGCUACUUGCAGGUCGUCAUUUCUACGAGUUGUUCAAAAAGAACAGAAACACAAAUUUGAAAAAAAAAGCAUCAAUAGCUGCAAUUUAAACGGAAAACCUUUUUCAAAACCCUACCAAAAUUCUAAUGCACAAAAUCAACAGAUUUCUAUAGUCAAUUCGACGUGUGUUGCUACAGAAAGUGAAAUGAAUAACUUAAACAUCUUUUUGACAGAGUUUUUUAAUAAUAAAAAUGAAGAUAGCUCACCCAAAACUAAGUCUAAAAAAGAUGUCAAUGACAGAGAUGAGCAACGCAAAUGUUCUUUCUUCAAUAAUGAAAAGAUGUCACCUCUUCAAAAUCAAGCAAGUCAUCAUUAUUCAGAUAUUAAUCGGACUCAAUCAAGUGUGAAUGAAAUUCAGAGCAAUGAGCAAUUAACAACAGAAUUAAAGAACGUAAUAAAUGAUUUGUUGACAAUUGGAAAUGCGUAUAGUGGUAGAGAUUUAGAUAAUUUAUUAACUGAAAAAAGUUUGGAUUUUUUUUUUGAAACUAUAACUAUACCAGUGGUUUUAAGUAGUGAAUCAGAGUGUUCUGCAAACGAAGAAUACACAUCUUCUGAUGAGUAUACACUUAGGAGUAUGCCAGCUCGUUUAAAAGAUGAGAAACAUAAAAAAGAAAAAGACGAAAAUAAGAAGAAACACAAGAAUACCGAUAAAAAUGUAAAUAAAAAAAAAGAAAAAGUCAAUGAAAACGCGUUUGAAAAUAUUAAUCAUUACGAAACCAUUGAUACUCCAAACUUCGACAGAAGUUUAUAUUCAGAACCACACAGGUCUCGGAAAUCGGAUCGAAAACCUAACCAAACAAAUAAGAAAAAAACUCUUAAACAUGAAAAAAGUUUACAUGCUGACGAAACAGCUAAACGUGAAAUUUACGAAACAAUUUCCGAUAAAAAUUAUAGUAAAAUGACUGCAAUUAACAACCAAAAUGACAAUAGAUUAUAUUUAAAUCCUCAAGACGUUAGUACAACAAUUCAGGAUGAUAGCGGAAUAACGAACUCUAACUUAGUUGCCGCAAAAUCAAAGUUAAAACCACCAAAGUACUUGAACCCGCCUAAAGACGCCUCUUUAAAAAGAAAUAACUCAAUUCAUAUUAAAGAACCUGAAUAUACAUGGGAUACAGCCGACGGACGACACCGAGUUUAUUUAAGAUCAAAAGAAAGUGAAGCAUCUCAAUCUCCUGAUAAAAAUGUUUUUUUAAACGAACACGACACAAAGUUUAACGGAAAGUUAAGAAACAAUCGCACACAAGACGAUAUACAAGAAAUCUUAGGUGUUUCGCCAGAAAUAAUUGAACUUUUAAAAGAGGAGGAAAGAUUUUGGCAAAAACAGCAAGAAUUAAAAAAAUGGGUAGAAUCACGUGAUAAAGUUAAUAAUGUUCGUAAACCUCCAUUGCAACCUACUAGAACGCAAACAAUUAGUAUAAAUGGUAAAGUUAAUGGUUUUUUAAUGUCUGAAAGCGAAAGAGAAAUAGAAGAAGAAAGAAUUGAAAAAGAAGUUGAUAGACUUAUGUUUUUAAGGGCUCAACGGAAACAUAUUUUGCAAGCUCCAAUCGAAAACAUUUCUCGGAAUGAUGAAAAAAGAUAUGACCAACUGAAUCAUUCUUCUAUUCUUUCUAACAACUCAAUAAAUGGGCGAAAUACUAAAGGAAGAUCAUCCGUACAUUUUUCUACAAAUAAUAAACCGGUUUACCAGCGAUCAACCUCUAUUAGACAAAACAGACGAGUCCGAAGCGGUAACUGCUUUUCAGAUGACGACGAAGUUUUCAAUGAUUAUCGACGUGAUAAUGCGGUUGACAAUCGAGGUUAUUUUUCGGAUCAUGAUACUGUUCUUAAAUCACCAACUUUUAACGCUGGACCAAAAAAGACUGGAAAUAAUUUACGCAUUAAAUGCACUUCUUGCUCAAGGUCUAUAUUAGAUGAACGAUUGAUAAACAUUGAUGGGUACAAUUAUAAUUGGCACGUCAAAUGUUUUUUUUGUGUCGUUUGUCGUGCAUAUUUAAAUGAUAAACAUAUUGUUCGUGUUCGUGUAGUGGACUCAAGAUUGCAUUGUCGCUUCUGCUACUCUGCGAGAAACGGAGAACUAAUGUCGGAGGUUUAGGUAUUUAUAAUUAUAAUUUCAAAUUAAUGUCAAAAAAGAGCUGAUAGAACCGAGCGAAAGUUGAAAAACUCAAAUAUCGAAGAUUAAUGCAAACCAAAAUAAUUUUCAACUAAAAGUCUUAAACAUCGUAAAAUUAUGAGAACAAAACAAAUUCUAAUAAAGUUUAUAUAGAAAAUCUAGUCAUGAACCAAUUUUAUAGCAUUUAUUUAUUUUGAAAAAUGUUCAAUUGUGUAUAUAUAUAUAUAUAUAUAUAUAAAUAUAAAUUUAUGUAUUCAAUGUAAAUUAUACAUAAAUUUUUUUAUCAUUUUAUUAUGCAUUCUUUUAUGUUUAAUCAAGACUGUGAACAGUUAUGUUAUAAAUGCAUUUCUUAUGAAUA
Molecule: messenger RNA, 3701 nt
Organism: Hydra vulgaris (swiftwater hydra)
Lineage: Eukaryota; Metazoa; Cnidaria; Hydrozoa; Anthoathecata; Hydridae
Source: RefSeq, a predicted model, not a curated record